AUGUUCAAACAGCUGAUUUACCUAGAGAAUAUCACUUAUCUGCACUAGAAUUUGCGGAGCAAAAAACCUGAAUUAUUCCAAACAUGGCAAAUCAAUGUUUGUGAACGAGCGGUUUAUAAUGAAAAAGAAGGAACUAUAGAUAUUCUUUUUACAGGUUCAAUCAUGGAAUAUCUAAAGCAAAGAACAAAGAAUUUUACUCUUUAUAAUCUCAAAGAAGUAGCUGACUUAACAUCAAUUUAUGCAGUACGAAUAUAUGAGUUAAUGCAACAAUUUAGCUCUACUACAGGCAUGUUAAUCCACUCUAUAGAGAAAUGGCGUGAAAUACUUGGUGUACAACCUACACAAUACAAGCUAUAUGGACAUUUAAAAGAUAAAGUAUUUAAUCAAGCACUCGAAGAAAUUAACCUCAAAACAGGUUACAACUUGGUAAUGACAGAGAUAAAAGAAGGUAGAAAAGUGGUUCGUGUCCAGUUUGAUUUUGCUCCAGAUAUGGUUUACACCGGAACUAAUCCAAGAACUGGCGAGAUAGUUGAUAGACACAUAAAACCAAAAGUUAAGAAAUUAACGGCUGAAGAAAAAGCAAAGCUCGAAGCAAAAAGAGCUAAACAAAAAGAAUACCGAGAACGCCACAAAGCUAAAAAAUUAGCAGCAACAGAAAAUCCAGAAAUCAUACGAGAUUUAGCUGAAUACGCAUUGCAGAAAGAAUUUGAAGAAGCCGCUUUUACAGAUAUUCACCCAGAUCAACUGGAAAAAAGAUGGAACUACACAAGACAAGGCAUAAAUUUAAGAAUCAAACAAGAUUACGACUUUCCUAAACCAUACACAAUCAUCAAUAAUGGAAAGACUAAAAUUUGGUUACUUAGCGACAUUGUAGAUUACGAAAAUUUAAGGACAAACUUAGUUCGUCGGCUAGAAGAUUCUGCAUUUAAUGUUUAUUGCAGAAGUAAAGAAGACUACGCAAAGUUAACCGAAGAUGAGCGGAAAAUUUUAGCAGGAAAUAAUCCAUAUUCAAAACUUAAUACAAGCAUAAAAUGA
Messenger RNA from Stylonychia lemnae, 1035 nucleotides. The record is from the annotation of a GenBank genome assembly. NCBI's taxonomy places the organism in Eukaryota, Ciliophora, Spirotrichea, Sporadotrichida, Oxytrichidae.